UUCUGACACAAGCUGCAAGAAAGCGGCGUCUUGAAGCUUCAGUGCGCUUCGGCUUUUUUUAGAUUUCUACUUUCGACUUUUACUCAUUUGACACAGUUGACAGCCUUUGGGAAUUGGCUUUGCGAACUUCAUCGCUGCCUUUGGAUAUUGUAUGAACAUUUGAAUACACAAGGCUGUAGUAGUUAUUUCUAAUGGAUAUCUACUCAUCAAAAUUGUCAUAUCCAUUGGAUAUCGGAGUUGGCGCUUAUCUACUCAUCCUUGCCGUUCUGUCCAUCUCGGGGAACCUCCUGGUCCUCAUCAUGGCGGUCAAGCGCGCCUCACACAUGAAGCCAGCGGAACUCCUGAGUGUCAGCCUGGCCAUAACGGACCUGGGCGCCGCUGUCUCCAUGUACCCGCUGGCGGCCGCCUCGGCCUGGAACCACCACUGGAUCGGCGGCGACGUCACGUGCCGCUACUAUGCCUUCAUGGGCUUCUUCUUUGGCGUGGCCAGCCUGGCAACGCUUACCGUCAUGGCUGUCAUCCGCUUCAUCGUGUCCACCAAUCUACAGUCUCCCAAGGAGAGGGUGAGCAAGCGGAACGUGAAGCUGCUGGUGGUGGGCACGUGGCUCUACGCCCUGCUGUGGGCCACCUUCCCGUUCGCUGGCUGGGGCAAGUACGGGCCCGAGCCCUUCGGCCUGUCCUGCACGCUGGCCUGGGCCGACAUGCGGAACGUCCCCCACGGUGUCUCCUUCGUGGUCAGCAUGUUCUCCAUGAACCUGGCCAUCCCGGCCAUCAUCAUCAUCUCCUGCUACGCAGGCAUCGUGCUCCGCCUGCGCAUGACCUUCAAGUCCGUCAAAAACUGCAACCACAUCCCCAACACUCUCAAGAUGCAGAGGAGACUCAUAUUGAUCGCCUUCAUCAUCAGCAUGGGCUUCCUAGGUAGCUGGACACCCUACGGCUUGGUGAGCAUGUGGUCAGUGUACCAGGACAGCGCCUCCAUCCCACCACUGGUGAGCAUGCUGCCCUGCCUGUUCGCCAAGACCUCCACUGUCUACAACCCCCUCAUCUACUACGCCUUCAGCAAGACCUUCAAGGCGCAGGUGAGGCAGAUGUGCUGCCUGUGUGGGCGGCCCACCGCCUGCCAUCCCACCAAGGGCGACAAGGUCACCAACACCAUUUACACGGUGCGUGAGUUACGGAAGCCCUCAGAGCCCCAGCCACAGCCCCGCCUGGAGCCCAGCAUGGAGGAACAGGUGGAGGAACGGCUGCCCCUGGAGUACAAAUAGCGUUUUGGGGAUAGUGGUGUUAGGGCCAGCCACCCGGAGGCGAGAGCAAGACAGAAGCCUAGGGCUGGAUUAGCAGAACAGGAGAGGGGGCAAAAAAUAAAUGUGUAUUGACAUGGAAAGCUUUUCAAAUGAUCUCCACAGGGGAGUUUCUUUUCUUUCUCUCAGUCCUGUGAAAAGCUGUGAAAAAUGGUGUAUGAAGUAUGAAGUGUAUGAAGGACAUCUGGAUCAUUUCUGUUUGUGUGUUUUUUCCAUUAAUGAGGCCUGCAGCUUUACAAAGGCAGGUGUCCUAGACAUGAGGGCAGUUACAUCCUAACAGAGGCUUCCUUUGAAUGUGAGGGGUAAUCAAUGACCUUUGGGUCAGUAAUUGACAGCAAGGUUGCUGUUGUGUGACACUGCAUGCAUCCAAAGACUUUUGGGAAGUUAGUGAAGAAUAUGGUUUCCAUAGUUUCAUGGGUGACAUUGUAAGAGGUCCAGUUUACACAGAUAGAGUCUUUUUCCCCAAAGAAUAAGUGCCUAAGUUGAGUGCAGACAGCCUCCUGAUGUUGGGCAGAAUCUAUCUGGAGAGAAUUGCCAGCCCAGGAGGUCGAAGCAAGGAGAGAGAGUAGGAGAACAGGGGAAGCACAAGAGGAAA
Molecule: messenger RNA, 1896 nt
Organism: Clupea harengus (Atlantic herring)
Lineage: Eukaryota; Metazoa; Chordata; Actinopteri; Clupeiformes; Clupeidae
Source: RefSeq, a predicted model, not a curated record